Molecule: messenger RNA, 3171 nt
Organism: Sinocyclocheilus grahami
Lineage: Eukaryota; Metazoa; Chordata; Actinopteri; Cypriniformes; Cyprinidae
Product: neurofibromin-like
Exons: 24
Coding region: 223-3171 (982 amino acids)
Source: RefSeq, a predicted model, not a curated record
ACUUCCGGUGGUGUGUCAUGGCGGCCUGGUGGAGUAUGCUUGAAGUGAAAAACUAAACCAAACCCCCCUCCUCCCUCCACCUCCUCCUCCGUUCUCCUCCUUGAUUAUUUUUGCGGAGAGGUUUAGGGGGUAUUUUGUCGCAUCCGGGGCGAAUCGAGAGCAGGAAUAGGGAUCGCAAAAGUGAUUGAUAGGAGACAUAGCGGCGCGCGCACCCGCCUGAGCAUGGCGGCGCACAAGCCCGUGGAAUGGGUCCAGGCCAUCAUUAUUCGAUUCGACGAACAGCUCCCAAUUAAAACAGGACAGCAGAAUACCCACACCAAAGUGAGCACAGAGCACAAUAAAGAAUGUUUGAUCAACAUCUCCAAGUACAAAUUUGCCCUCGUCAUCAACGGUCUGACCAACAUACUCAAAAAUGUGAACAACAUGCGGAUCUUUGGCGAAGCCGCCGAGAAGAACCUCUACCUCUCCCAGCUGAUUAUCCUGGACACACUGGAGAAGUGUUUGGCAGGGCAACCCAAGGACUGCCUGAGGCUGGAUGAGGCCAUGUUGGUAAAACAGUUGCUCCCUGAAAUCUGUCACUUCCUGCACUCGUACCGUGAGGGCCAGCAGCACGCUGCUCAGCUGCGCAGUUCUGCCUCUGCCGUGCUCUUCUCUCUCAGCUGCAACAACUUCAAUGCCGUCUUCAGUCGUAUCUCCACCAGGUUGCAAGAGCUCACAGUUUGUACAGAGGACACAGUGGAUGUCCAUGACAUUGAACUCAUCCAGUAUAUCAACGUAGACUGUUCCAAGUUAAAGAGACUCCUACAAGAAACAGUACUUAAAUUCAAAUCUUUGAAAAAGCCGGCUCAGCUUGCAGUAAUCAGCAGUUUGGAAAAGGCUUUCUGGAACUGGGUUGAGCACUACCCUGAUGAGUUCACUAUGCUCUAUCAGAGACCGCAGGCUGAUAUGGCUGACUGUGCAGAAAAACUGUUCGACCUGGUGGACAGUUUUGCAGAGAGUGCAAAGAGAAAGGCUGCUGUGUGGCCGCUACAGAUCAUCCUCCUCAUCCUCUGUCCAGAGAUCACUCAGAGCAUCACCAAAGAAGUAGGGGGGGAGGAGAAAGCUAACAAGAAGUCCUUUGUGGACAGUCUGCGGAAGGCUCUGGGACAACACAGCGGCAGCAGACAGUUGACAGAGAGUGCGGCCGUCGCAUGCGUCAAACUAUGCAAAGCCUGCACCUACAUCAACUGGGAGGACAAUUCUGUCAUCUUUCUCCUAGUUCAGUCAAUUGUCAUGGACCUUAAGGGUCUUCUGUUUAACCCUACUAAGCCAUUCUCGAGGGGUGCGGGCUGCCAGAGCGCUGAUGUGGAUUUGAUGAUUGACUGCUUUGUGUCAUGUUAUCGCGUCAAUCCUCGUAACAACCAGCAUUUUAAGGUAUGCCUGGCCUCGACUUCUCCUCCUACCUUCCAUUUCGUCCUGGUAAACUCCCUGCACAAAAUUAUCACCAAUUCACACCUGGACUGGUGGCCGAAGAUUGACGCCAUCUACUGCUACUCAGGAGAACUGCGCACCAUGUUUGCGGACACAUUGGGCCGAGUGGUUCAGAGUCUUGGUGCCCAUCCACCUCUGAGGAUGACAUCGAGUCUGACAUUCAAAGAGAAAAUGACAACUAGUUUAAAGUUCAAGGAGAAGUCCACUGACCUUGACUCGCGUUCUCUGCUGCUGGCCCUGGUCAAACUCAUCCACGCUGACCCCAAAUUAAUGCUGCACAACCCAGGGAAACCUGGUCAAGAGAUCCAGAACAGCACAGCUGAGCUCAUCAAAGGUCUGGUCCAGCUGGUUCCGCUCAACCACAGUGCUGAGUUUUCACAGGAAGCCAUGGAGGCACUGUUGGUGUUACAUCAGCCAGAAACUAUUGAGCUGUGGAACCCUGACGCACCCAUUGAGACCUUCUGGGACAUCAGCUCCCAGGUCUUAUUUCUGAUCUGCAAGAAGCUGAUUGGACAUCAGAUGAUCAACAGUACAGAGAUACUGAAGUGGCUCAGGGAGAUUCUCUUAUGUAGAAACAAGUUUCUCCUAAAGAACAAGGAGUGUGCCACACAGGGCAGUCUCAUUCUCAUCAGCAAACAGGCUCAGACCAAGCUGGAGGUGUGUCUCUACACCUUCCUGUGGAGCCCUGACGCAGAGGCUGUGCUGGUGGCCAUGUCCUGUUUCCGGCAUCUCUGCGAGGAGGCGGACAUCCGCUGCAGUGUGGACGAGCUGCCUGUGCACACGGUCCUGUCCAACUACAACACCUUUAUGGAGCUCGCCUCUGUCAGCAAUAUGAUGGCUACAGGCCGCAACACACUUCAGAAGAGAGUUAUGGCACUGUUAAGGAGGAUAAAACACCCUACAGCUGGAAAUGUAGAGGCAUGGGAAGACACACAUGCAAAAUGGGAGCAAGCUACUAAACACAUACUCAACCACCCGAAAAACAAAGUGGAAGAUGGACAGGAGUGGAUCAACAUGACCGGUUUCUUGUGCGCCCUGGGGGGUGUUUGUCUCCAGCAGCGCAGCACCCCUAGCCUAGGCACCUACAGCCCUCCUAUGGGCCCCCUAACCGAACGCAAGGGCUCCAUGAUCUCUAUGGGCUCUUGUGAGGUGAACAGCGAGACGUCUCUUAACAGGUUUCUGGACCGUCUGCUGGGUCUCAUGGUCUGUACACAUGAAAAGGUGGGCGUGCAGAUUCGCACCAACAUCAAAGACCUUGUGGGACUGGAGCUCAGUCCAGCUCUCUACCCCAUGCUCUUCACCAAGCUACGCAACAGCAUUGGACGGUUUUUUGAGACCCAGGGUCCGGUUCCCAUUACAGACACAAACACACUGUUUGUAGAGCAGACCAUCGCCAUCAUGAAGAACCUGCUUGACAGUCACACUGAAGGAAGCUCAGAGCACCUCGGUCAAGCCAGCAUUGAGACCAUGAUGCUCAACCUAGUUAGGUAUGUGCGUAUUUUAGGGAAUGUUGUCCAUGCCAUUCAGAUCAAAACUAAGCUGUGCCAGCUAGUGGAGGUGAUGAUGGAACGCAGGGAUGAUCUCUCCUUCUGCCAAGAGAUGAAAUUCAGAAAUAAAAUGGUGGAGUACCUCACAGACUGGGUGAUGGGAAUCUCUAAUCAAGCAGCAGACGAUGACGUCAAAUGUCUGACCCGAGAGUGA